Symbiodinium pilosum is the source of this 1476-nucleotide messenger RNA. Lineage: Eukaryota; Dinophyceae; Suessiales; Symbiodiniaceae. The record is from the annotation of a GenBank genome assembly.
AUGAACCUGAUCCUUUCUGGUCAGGAUUUUGCUGAGACCUUGCAUGCAUACGUGCUGCCCUUUUCAGCCGUUGUCCUGUGUCUUUAUCCUCCAAUUCUCUUUCUUCGCAUGCUCACAGCGGGCCUGGCUCGCACAGAGCAGAAUGAUUUUCAUCCAGUACCUGACCGAGAAUAUCCGAAUUCCACGGAUCGUGCUGGAGCAUGCACCACAUUUGCAGCGAUUGCGGCCCUAGCUCCCUUGUUGUUGGUUUUCCCGGGCGGCUGCGGCUUCUCUGUGGGACCAGCUGUGCCGCAGCAGCGAGAUGUCACAGAUCUUUUGCUAGUAGGAAUUGCUUCGAAUGCAGACUCUCACAGCUCUCAGAAGAGCAUGUCUUCUUCUGUUUGUGAAUCCAUGGGUUGCUUGAUGGGCGUUGGCAUGGUGUCCAUCGCCAUGAGAUCCUUGUUCCAAACAGUUGCCAGAGCAAGAGGGGAGCGAGCCGAGCGUCGAAAGCUUGGCAAGGCAAAGUUGAUCAGGAAUCCCAGUGGCAUUCUACGCCGCUGUAGCGCGAGGGAACGCGAGGAAGGCAGUGGGGAAGCCCGUUCUCACGACUAUGCCAGACUGGUUCGGGAUGUCCCGGUCUGGGAAGAACCCCCGGCUACAGCAACUUCCCAUUGGCACCAUACUGAUCUUUUUGUGCAAGAUUGGCUGGACGAGGAUACCGGUUUGUUUCGAUACAUCAACGAAAUGCCACAGGGAUCUCUACAGAAAUUCGAGCUCCAGACUGGUCUCGAGCAUAAUGUACUCCGAGAGGAUGCAGAAGGAUCUCGAAGAUUGCGGUCAUUUGGAAGACCGGUUCCCUUCAACUACGGUUGUUUCCCGCAAACAUAUCGUGACCCAGACGAGCGCGAUGAGCUUCACGAUGCCCCGGGUGACAAUGAUCCCCUGGAUGUGAUAGAUAUCAGUCUGACGCCUGCAAAUGUUGGAGACGUCGUAAUUUGUCGUCCGCUUGGCGCAGUUUGCCUUAUUGACGAAGGUCAGGCGGACUGGAAGAUCCUUGUUGUAAACACGCAGCUUGAUAGUCCUCUCGCUUCUGCCCGGAGCACUGCGGAAGUGGAGUCGCUAUGCCCUGGGCGAAUCCGAGAGAUUCUCCAAUGGAUAGAUGACUUCAAGCAGCACAGCUCCCAUGGACAUACAAAGCUUCACUCUGAGGUACAUGAUUCCAAAGUUGCUAAGUCUCUCAUCAGAAAGGACCAUGCAGCUUGGAGACGCUUGGUCUCCAGAGCUGAUGCAUCUGGCUAUGCUUGCGGGCAUUGGAUUGCCAUGCCCGAAGCAUCCCCAGAGGUCCUGCAAGUUUCAUGGCAAAGUUCGCAUGCAGCCUCCCCGUUGACGGGGGCAACAAAGCCGCGCAUGUCGACUUACACAGAGGCUUCGCAAGCUUUGCGGCGGCAGUCCUCCAGUAGCGAUGGAGAGACUUCCUCCUCAGAAAAGAGCCCCUAA